Messenger RNA from Helobdella robusta, 459 nucleotides. RefSeq lists its product as hypothetical. Gene Ontology annotation, molecular function: cysteine-type endopeptidase inhibitor activity. Lineage: Eukaryota; Metazoa; Annelida; Clitellata; Rhynchobdellida; Glossiphoniidae. The record is from RefSeq and is a predicted model, not a curated record. The transcript is spliced from 4 exons. Bases 1 to 459 code for a protein of 152 amino acids.
AUGAAAUACUGGAUCAAUGAUUCGAAGAUUUCAUUGAUGAUCACGAUUUUGAGAGUUAAGACCAAAAGAAUUAAAUCCACAAUCUAUCUUUUGGUAGGCCUACUGGUUCGCUCUGCCGUCAGCCACGGUAUCGCAAAUACGGUCGGGAGUUGGAUUGUUGGAAACCCUAGCAGUGCAGCCGUCAAAAAAGUGGCGGAAAAAAUUCUUGAGAUUUUUGACGAUUCGAACACUUUUGGCUUAGCUAAAAGGCUUCGUGAUGUUCUAUUUGUUAAAACUCAGAUCGUUUCUGGAAUGUACUACGACUUAAUACUGGAUGUUGGCCUGCUGAAUUGUACGUAUGCACAGGCUGCCACCAAUGCAAACUGCAAAGUUACAAAGCCCUGGACGAGCACCGAACAAAUCACCAGAUAUAAAUGCUGGGAAUUCAUGUCUUCCUUGUCAGUGGCCUGCCCGCCCUAA